Molecule: messenger RNA, 873 nt
Organism: Fonsecaea erecta
Lineage: Eukaryota; Fungi; Ascomycota; Eurotiomycetes; Chaetothyriales; Herpotrichiellaceae
Exons: 4
Coding region: 1-873 (290 amino acids)
Source: RefSeq, a predicted model, not a curated record
AUGGCGUACAACCAGAAUCCGGGCGGCCAGUACUAUCCUCCACAGCAAUAUGGUUCGAAUGUGCCGUAUCAGGACCAGGGCUCGUACCAGAAUCAAUAUCAGAAUCAAUACCCUCAGCAGGGCCAGCAAUAUCCACCGCAGCAUCCACAGCAACAGCACCAUGCUCCCCAAGGAGCGCCAGCGACGGGGGGCUUCGAUUCCAGCUGGCACUCAACAGUGGAUGGCAUCUCAUAUUCGAUCACUAACCGUGACGCGAACGCCAUGGUGAACGUGCGUAUCCCCCAAGGUGUCGUCAUCAAGUCCAAGCCAGGGGCCAUGAUCCAAAUGUCUCCAACGAUCGUCCUUCAGGGGAAGAUAAAGUUCAGCAUGAAGAAAAUGUUCACGGGAUCGGAGAUGGCUGAAUCCAUGUACACUGGGCCGGGCGAAGUGUCUCUGGCACCCACCUUGUUCGGUGAUAUAUCCGCCAUCACUGUUCGCGGAGACGAAGGCUGGAACCUCGGAAAGGAUGCCUUCCUGGCGUGCACGAGUGGAGUGACGAAGGAGGCGAAGAGCCAGGGCCUCGGAAAGGCUUUCUUCAGUGGGGAAGACUUGUUCGUCUACCGCAUUUCUGGCCAGGGGACACUCUGGGUCACGUCCUUCGGUGGUAUUGUCGCCCGAGAUCUCCAAGACAACGAACAGCACAUUGUUGAUAACGGUCACCUUGUGGCGUGGAACUGUCGAUAUGCAAUUGAAAAGGCCGGGAAGAGCGGCAUGAACAGCAUGAAGACCGGUGAAGGUCUUGUCUGUCGAUUCACAGGACCAGGUCGGAUUUACGUCCAGACCAGGAAUCUGGACGAUUUCGGUGACUGGAGUCUGAGCAGCGCCGACAUCUGA